AUGUCGGAACCCUCUCUCGCGGACAACCGGUCCAAAUUGAAAGAUUUCAUUGCUUCCAUAGCCACCAUUCGAGGCGAUUUGUCAAAUAUCACAGCGCCACCUUUUGUUCUUGACACGAAAUCGACCGUUGAGCUUCCUGCAUUCUGGGCCGAGAGACCGUCCGUCUUCGUGGCGGCUGCCGGCUCAGAUGACCCCGCAAAACGUGCAUUAUUGGUCCUCAGGUGGUUCAUUUCGGCACUGCGGAACCAGCAAUACGCAGGUCGCACUGAGCAGGAGGGUGUGAAGAAACCCCUGAACGCCUUCCUCGGGGAAGUCUUUGUUGCUCGUUGGGAGGAUAAAUCUGGGACGACUAGGUUGGUGAGCGAGCAGGUCAGUCACCAUCCGCCGGUUACAGCUUGCCGUGUUUGGAAUGAUAACCAUGGAGUCUCGGCAGAAGGAUAUACUCGUCAAGAAAUCACUUUCUCUGGAAGUGUAAACAUCAAACAGAUAGGCCAUGCCACGCUGCAUCUGUCUAAACAUGACGAAACGUACUUGAUACCCCUCCCGAGUGUGAAGAUCAAAGGAAUACUCACUGGAGGCCCGUAUCCAGAACUCCAAGGCACCUAUAGAAUCCCUUCCACUAGUGGAUACACCUCAAGCAUCGAGUUCGAAGGUAAAGGUCUAUUCGGAAGCUCAUCGCAGAAACAUAAGUUCGAUGCAAAAGUGUAUCGUGAUGGCGAGGACGAGAACCCUUUAUACACCAUCUCAGGCCAUUGGGACAGUACGUUCACCAUCCACGAUGUGGCGAAAGCCCAAGACCUUGAGACUUUUGACAUAACGACAGCGGAAACCACUCGAAUCAUAACUGACCCACUUUCGGAGCCGGAUCCGUGGGAGUCCCGAUUGGCUUGGCGUGAAGUGAGGGAAGCCUUGGAAAGAGGUGACGUGCAGGCCGCCGUAGAUGCGAAGUCCAAGCUUGAGAACGGUCAAAGGGAGAUGCGGAGGCGCGAUGGUGAUGGGAAAGACUGGGAUCGCUUAUUUUAUGUUGCGAAUGACGUUGAUGAGGUAGCGGAGCAGCUGGCCAGAGGCAUUGGCCAGUCUGUCGACCCAAAAGAGACGGUUGCAGCGUGGAAGUUCCGUAUCGAUGCUUGGAACGAGGGGAAGUUUCGAAGACCAUAUCGAGGUGACACCGUUCCUGAUAAUCGUCAUGGUGACGCUCAAGGACAAGCCGACAUAGAGAACGAAACUAGCCAGUCCACCGGCGAAGCUGUGGAGGCUGCUCAAGCAUCGGUCGUCUCUGGAGGUGGAGAAAAGCUCAAUGGCACCGGAGCUGUUUCCAGCCAGCCUCCAGGAGCCCCUCCUCAAGAAUCAGGCCUUGCAGUUGGAAAGACUGGCAAUCAGGCAGGAGGGAUGAGCAUUCAGGAGAAGUCACAGGUUGAAGACUUCUUGAGACACCUGCACUCAAGCUCAGCGCGACCCUAG
Messenger RNA from Exophiala aquamarina CBS 119918, 1461 nucleotides. RefSeq lists its product as uncharacterized. Gene Ontology annotation, biological process: exocytosis; piecemeal microautophagy of the nucleus; maintenance of cell polarity. Bases 1 to 1461 code for a protein of 486 amino acids. Lineage: Eukaryota; Fungi; Ascomycota; Eurotiomycetes; Chaetothyriales; Herpotrichiellaceae. Gene Ontology annotation, cellular component: intracellular membrane-bounded organelle; membrane; cytosol. The transcript has 4 exons. Gene Ontology annotation, molecular function: oxysterol binding. The record is from RefSeq and is a predicted model, not a curated record.